GAAACCAGAAAUUCAACUAUAUAAACCCAUUCACAAUAAAGAACUUGACUCUGCUUCUAAAAAUCCAAAUCCAAGAAUCGAAUCGUUUCGUUUCGUCCGCCACAAGAAAGCGUUUCGAGAAAACAGUGAGCGGUUUCUUGCACUCCGUCUCUGCGAAUGGCAUCCCUGGGCCUCCAAUUCGGAGGAAGUCGAUGCUUCGAUAUUUGCCAAGACAAUCUUUGCAGUCCCUCGUCCAAUCAGAGGCCGUGUGGUGCGAUGAUCCGCAGCCGCACCGGAUCAAGGGGUGCGAGAGUGAAUUCAUUGGCGGUGGCGCGGGCGAGUUUGGAAGCGGUGCCCCGACAACGGCGUCGCGGCGGUGGAAAAGGAAAUAGUGCCGAGACGGCGGCGGCGGCGUAUGAGAAGUUGGACGCGUGGAUGAGAGAUUCGGUGGUGGAGAUCGUCAAGAAUCUUAGAGAAGCGCCGCUGUUGGUCAAUGUGUACGGGAAGGGCAUUACGGACGAGAAGCCGAGGAUUGAAACGGAGAAGGGGGUGGAGGAAGAGAAUUGGGAGGUGCUCAGGCGAAAAUGGGAGGGUGGGGUGGCGCCGUUUCCUGACGGCGUUAUCUUCGUUGAAGAACUCAUGGAUGAUGAUGAAGGUGAAGGUGACCGGAACGUUGACGGAGAUGGGAUCACGCGGGCAUGGGGGCUAGUGGUGCAGGGGAAAGGGGAGGAGUGUGGGCCAGCUUGUUACUUGUUAAAGACGAGUAAAGUAAAGGCCGGGUCGGGUUGUGGGCUGGGGAUGGGCUUGGGAUGCACUCAUUUUUGCUUGGUUCGGGUCAAGAGUUUCAGGGAGACGGCCCAAUCUCAGUUGAAGAAUUGCUGGCUAUUGCAGGCCCAGGCCCAAUGAUAAUCUAAAUCCAAAUUCAAUUAAUUUGUAAAUGAAAAUACCAACUUAGAAGAGCACCAGAUUAAUUUGAUGCUCACUUAAAUCAUAUUAAUUCAUUCAUGGUGUACAGUACUGUAAUUGUACAACUCAUAACCAUGAUGAUAUAUGUAUAGUGAGAGAAGGAAGCAUUUUACUGAAACACUCAAGUGGAUCCAUUUUUUUCUUUCUUCCUUUCUCUGGGGUCUUUGCAUUUUCCCUUGUGUGAAAGGAAUUUGCAUGCUGUACGUGAUGACUUGAGAAAUUUAUGAGUUUAUUUUAUUUUAUUAGUUAAUAAUGGAAUUAUUUUGAUAUA
Molecule: messenger RNA, 1216 nt
Organism: Prunus persica (peach)
Lineage: Eukaryota; Viridiplantae; Streptophyta; Magnoliopsida; Rosales; Rosaceae
Exons: 1
Coding region: 157-885 (242 amino acids)
Source: RefSeq, a predicted model, not a curated record